This is a messenger RNA of Dermacentor silvarum, 2191 nucleotides long. RefSeq names its product isatin hydrolase. Gene Ontology annotation, molecular function: arylformamidase activity. The coding region runs from base 170 to 961 and encodes 263 amino acids. NCBI's taxonomy places the organism in Eukaryota, Metazoa, Arthropoda, Arachnida, Ixodida, Ixodidae. The record is from RefSeq and is a predicted model, not a curated record. The transcript has 4 exons.
UUACUUUUAAAGCCACGCAGUAUACCGGAACUGCACUUGCCGAGAAAGUCGCCUUCGACAGGAAUAUACCAGAUAACGUUGAGGGCGUGAAACUACGCACGGGGAAGCGCGGUGCGCAAAGCGAAUGAAACCUCACCGAUAAUCGAAGAUACGCCGCAGCUGAGAAAACAUGACCAGCGCUGUCCUGCGUACCGUCGUCCUCGCCGGCCUGAUGGGAGCGGUCACGCUCGGCCAACAGACCUGCGCUCCACCGUCCACGUCGUGGGCAGGCCGCCGAGUCGUAGACUUGUCCUUCAGCUACAACGACCGCACCGUCUACUGGGACGACGACGGACGCUUUCGCAUCAACGCCACCGUGCAGUCGAACGAUGUCGAGGACUGGGUAUUGAUUGACGAAAUCUCGACACCCACGCACGGGGGCACCCACAUGGACGCACCGCGGCACUUCAACAAGCUCGGCUGGUCCGCCUCCGAGAUACCGCUCGACCGACUCCUCAUGGUGCCCAUCGCGCUCAUCGACGUUCAGCAGGAAGCGGCGCGCAACGCCAGCUACCUCAUGCCCACCGCCGAGGUCCUUCGGUGGGAGGCGCAGAACGGCCCACUGCCGCCCAACUGCCUGCUUCUCAUCCGCUCCGGAUGGUCCAAAUACUACAACAACCGGAACGCUUUCUACGGCCUGGACCAGUACGGCCUGCGCCAUUUCCCUGCCAUCGAACCGGCAGCCGUGGAGUUCCUCACCCGGCAGCGCAGCGUGGCGGGCGUCGGCAUCGAGACGGCUUCGGUGGACUUCUAUGGCGUGACGCGGUCGCACCACUUGCUGGCGGCCGCUAACGUGUACAUCCUGGAGAACCUGGCCGACUUGAGCCUCGUGCCUCCGGUCGGCGCCCACGCCAUUGUGAUGCCCAUGAAGAUCGACGGCGGCGGUGGCGCGCCCACACGAGUCGUUGCGCUGCUGCCUUGAAAUGACGAGCGAACGUUUCUUUCCACAACGUGUUUUGCAUGGUACAUCUGAAAAUUCAUGCAGUAUAUAUAGUGUAAAUCAAACGAGUUACGCUCGUUGUUCAAAUGGUGUCACUCCGUUCAUAACAACUUAAGCUCCGAAAAUGUGUGCAUAUUCAAAUUACUGUGGUAUCUGCCUAAUAAUUGACCUCUCAAAUUAUCUUAGCUCAUUCUUCCCAGGGACUUGGAAGCAGUACUUAGGGUGGUGCGUUCCUCAAUAUGGGCUCAGAUAACUAUGUUCCCAAGUGACUAUCCCAAGUCCUGUUCCAGUCCUGAUGUGGACGGCAAAGGUUUCGAGGAGGCGACAUGGAAGUCUACAACGACGCAGGCUAACCUGCUGUCUGCUGAUACAGCAAGUGCUAUACUAUGAAGAGCAGCAGGAUGGUGCGGAGUCAAGGGAGCACGGCUAAUAAGACUUACGAUUGUGUGGAAGGCCUGUAUGCGUGGCCGGUGUGUGAAACCAUAACGGCGAGCACUAUUUAGGCUGAAGAGGAAAGCGCAUGCUUAGAAAAAAAAAAAAGGACGUGUAGGAGUUAUGAGAAUGAACAGGAAUUUCUUACGUUGUAUGCAAUGACGCAUAUUAAAUAACGCCAUAGCUUGAAAUAAAAAGUGAGCAAAAUAAGAAAAAAUUAACUUUCAUUGGUUUUCUGAAAAAGAAUUCUGUUGCACUUACUUCACUGAUUGCAUUGGAGUCACAAAUUUGAUGCCAAGGGUGAACCAUCUCUAGGCGGGUUCGUGUUCUAAUAUGCUUGCUGGUGCAGCGAAGAAGCUGUCUUAUAACACGAAACAGCUUUGCUUGCUGGAACGAUUUGGAACACACGUUACGUAAGCGUUGCAAGGAAUCAGUAGCAUGGCCAUGUCAGAAAAUUUUUAGAACUCUUCUGUUUAACACUGGCCACGGGCUACAUGCUUCAAAUUGAAAUUGUCACGUAAGUGCACUGCUUUCAUUAUUUAGUUAACUGAUUAGCGCUAAGAGCUGACAUGUAUCUUCACGAACACCACUGGGAUUCAGGUGAAACUUAUGCAACUGUGCUGCUGUCUUGAAUACCCUAAUUUUAGAAAUUUUAGGAACCAUCACAUGUAACACAUUAUCACAAAUACAUAUUACCCGUUUAACGGCUAAGCUUCGUUUAAUUAACUUGCGACGCAUGCGAAAUGCCAUCAUCAUGACACUGAGAACCCACGGCAUCGG